This is a messenger RNA of Cyanidioschyzon merolae strain 10D, 1944 nucleotides long. RefSeq lists its product with no specific name. The coding region runs from base 1 to 1944 and encodes 647 amino acids. The record is from RefSeq and is a predicted model, not a curated record. The transcript has a single exon. Gene Ontology annotation, molecular function: metal ion binding; mRNA binding. Lineage: Eukaryota; Rhodophyta; Bangiophyceae; Cyanidiales; Cyanidiaceae.
AUGUACGGAUCAGGUGCUGGAGCCUUUGCGGGGCAGGAGCAGUUCGCCGCGCACGCAAGUCGACGGACCUCGUUGGAGAUGCCGUUGCAGGAGCGGGCCACGCACGCGGCCCCUCGAGGUGAACUCGAAGCUGUCGGUCAGAGCGCUGCAUCGCAGGCGAGUCCGAGCGACGCUGCGUCGCCCGCGGAGCGUCCCAAGCCCGCUUCCUCUGCGAGUGCUUGCUCACACGCGAGCGUGCCGCUCUGGGAGAAGCGGUCGUUACCUGGAUUCCGCAUCGACACGACACCCGUGGUCCAUACGAACGGAAAGGAUUCGGGUUUUGGAAUUCGCUCGGGCAGUACGCUGUCGUUAGCUUCGCGCUCAGAUGCGCCUGGCGACGCGGUGCAUAUACCUUCUCGCAGGGGUACCCUGAGUAACCUGAGCAGAGCGAACCUAAGCGAGCAGCCCUUUGCUAUCUCGCCGACGAAGAAAGAGCUGAGAUCGCCCGGUGCGCUCGAGCCGAAUAUCGGACGCGGCUGCAGCAGCUGCCGACCCGCACACACAGGAAACCGGACUCCCGGCUGGGGCGCGCAGUCGCGCACAUCUACGCACGAGACACGUCCAGAAGCGCACCCAUGGACAACACCAACAGCAGCAGCAACAGCAGCAGCAGCAGCACAUCCACCACGGACGCCUGCAAGUGCACCGCCCAUUGGCGCCCACGCAGUCAACGACCUGUACAAAACAGAACUGUGUCGGUCGUGGAUAGAGACUGGCGCCUGUCGCUACGGGAGCAAGUGUCAGUUUGCGCACGGACAGGAGGAAUUGCGCCCGCUACCCCGCCAUCCGAAAUACAAGACCAAAGUGUGCAAAAACUUUGCGGAAAAUGGAAGUUGUCCCUACGGGAGCAGGUGCCGCUUUAUUCACGAACGUACCCGAACGGGAAGCUUUGAGGGUCUCGAGCCCGAGCUCCUAGCUGUCGUGACGGCUGGCUCCAGCGCGACACCACGCAAACUGCCCAUCUUCGAGCAGCUCCACCACAGCAUCGAAAUCGAUACCGCCCGCCCGCUUGGCGCCAGACCUGCGACACCCAGUCGCGAGUGUGUCUCGCCGGAGCGCCAGCGAGACCGCUUUUUCGGAACAUUCGUUGCUGAGCCGCCUUCGCCUCCGUCGCCUGUGCUGUCGUCGCCUGUGCUGUCGUCGUCGCUGCCGCCUAACUGCAGCAGCAGCAGCAGCAGCAGCAGCAGCAAGGCAGCCGCCGUAAGUGCACAGACGACAAACGCCCUCGCGAACUCGUGGCCCGAAAAUCCUUUGCUGCCGUCGCCAGGUUCGGGCGCCUGCCUGUCGCUGCCUCCGUCGGCACCGGAAGCGACGGGAAAGCGGUCUGAGCCCAGCGAUCGAUCACAGCUGUCGCCAGCGCGAAGCGUGGAAACACCGAAUUCGAGGCCGCUGGAUGCAACCGCAAUAUCGUAUUGGAAUUGGUGGAGUGCGGAGCACUCGCCAGUGAGCAGGCACGCACUCGAAGCCGCCAAGGUGCUUCCCAUGGACGCAUUACCGCUAUCCGUGAAGCAAGAGCGCGUCAUGACCUGGCACAGUAUGGAGGAGAGUCUCAGCCCAAUAACGCCGGCAAAUAUCGUCGCGGGUGCUGCCGCUGAGGAGCUCCCCAAAUCCGUGUCCACCACCUGGGGUAGUGCUCGGAGUCUGUGGACGGCAUUCAGUGCGGCCUCGAUGCCGCUUUCCGCGACGCCAUCGACCCCGUCGCCAUCUUCCUCCUCUUCGUCUGCGUGUCUUUCGGCAUUGUCUUCGACAGCGACGCUGAGCCUGAAAGCGGAAAGCGGCGGCGUUGCCGACUCGAAAGAGCGGUGCACGGCGGGGAGCCAGGACCAGGGCCAGGGCCAGGCCUUGACGCCUGUCGCCGGUCAGAAUACCUGUCACGGAAAAGACGCCUUUACAUGGAUUCAUUGA